CGCUGUCCAAAUGCCGGUGUUUGUUGGGGUGGUUCUCAUCAGGUGGCGACUGCCACUAUCAUGAUUAUGGGUGACACAUGCACCCGCGGUUGUCGUUUCUGUUCUGUGAAGACAUCACCACGUCCUCCACCUCUCGAUCCGGAGGAGCCCGCGAACACAGCAGAAGCCAUCAGCCGCUGGAAUGUAGACUAUAUUGUCAUCACUUCGGUGGAUCGAGAUGACCUGCCUGACGGUGGAGCAAGUCACAUUGCCGAAACAAUUCAUCAAAUCAAACGUCGUAAACCAUCCAUCCUCGUCGAGUCGUUGGUACCCGAUUUUCAAGGAGAUGAAAAAUCCAUUGCCGAAGUUGUGAAUGCUGCGCCCGAAGUGUACGCACACAAUUUAGAAACCGUUGAAUCGUUGCAAAGGUCAGUCCGA
Molecule: messenger RNA, 417 nt
Organism: Echinostoma caproni
Lineage: Eukaryota; Metazoa; Platyhelminthes; Trematoda; Plagiorchiida; Echinostomatidae
Source: the annotation of a GenBank genome assembly